AUGGCGUUUCAUCUUCUUCCAGAAACAGAUUCUUUUUUACAGGUGCUUUUGCGGCCGACGUUCGCUGUAUCUUUUAGUGUGGUGUCUUCGCUAGUGCUGCUCACAAACUACUUUAUAGAGAAGUCAACUGUGGAAAACAGUAGCGCGCCAGCAGUCCUGGUUACAGGGAAUCUAUGGGUGAAUGUCUUUACCUUUACACUAUUCACAGCUGGCAUGACAUUCUCUAGCAGCACCCAAAUUACGCGUGCUAUUGCACUGGGUCAAAGUCCACCAAUUAAGAUAUCUGUAUUGCGUUCUUUGCCGUGGCCUCUGUCAGUGGUCUGUGGCAGCCAGGGAAAUAGAAAGCUUGUACCGUUUCUUUUGUACUCUCUCCUUUUUCCCGGAACGCUUGUAGUUGUGCUACUGCACCUUAUCAGCCUUGGUGUGAACAACUUUGAGAAUGCUUUGUAUUGGCAGCUACCGCUGCAGCGAUACCUGGCCUGGACCAUGUUGUGGCGUCUCAUCGUCACAGUCUGUGUGUUCACUACAAACUACCUAGCGGCGCAUAACCCUACUCAAUCUGUACUGACCCCGAGUACGGACAAUGAUGACUAG
Molecule: messenger RNA, 594 nt
Organism: Leishmania braziliensis MHOM/BR/75/M2904
Lineage: Eukaryota; Euglenozoa; Kinetoplastea; Trypanosomatida; Trypanosomatidae
Exons: 1
Coding region: 1-594 (197 amino acids)
Source: RefSeq, a predicted model, not a curated record